ACCCCGGAGGGGUCACCCCGCCCCUUCGCGCUCAGCCCCGCUGAGGUGAAACCUGAGCCCAGGUCGGGGGCGGGACCUGCCCGCGCCUCUCCCCUGGUUCCCGCACCCUGGCGGGCGGCUGCGAGCGCAGGGCCCAGCCCGGGAGCCGCUGGAGCAGGGCCUGCGAUGGAGCCUGCAGCCCCGGGUCGCGCCCCUCCCUGAGCGCCCCCGUCGGCGGCCAUGCUGCCCCGAGGGCGCCCCCGGGCGCUGGGGGCCGCCGCGCUGUUGCUGCUGCUGCUGCUGCUCGGAUUCCUCCUGUUCGGUGGGGACCUGGGGUGUGAGCGCCGCGAGCCUGGCGGGAGAGAGGGGGCCCCGGGAUGCUUCCCCGGCCCGCUCAUGCCACGUGUCCCCCCAGACGGGAGGCCGCGGAGAGCCGCCGCCCUCGACGGAGACCCGGGGGCCGGCCCCGGGGACCACAACCGCUCCGACUGCGGCCCGCAGCCGCCGCCGCCGCCCAAGUGCGAGGUACAGCCAGGUGUCCGUGGAGGAGGGUCAGGAGUGGGGAAGGGACAAAGCCCGGGACAGGCUGCUGGUCUCAGAGCUUCAGCUUCCUCAUCUGUGACGCGGGGACAGUGUCCUCUUCCUCCCUUAGAAGGGCAGUUGAAAAAUCCACUGCACCUCCACUUGGUGACUGAUGCCGUGGCCAGAAACAUCCUGGAGACGCUCUUCCACACAUGGAUGGUGCCUGCUGUCCGUGUCAGCUUUUAUCAUGCCGACCAGCUCAAGCCCCAGGUCUCCUGGAUCCCCAACAAGCACUACUCCGGCCUCUAUGGGCUAAUGAAGCUGGUGCUGCCCAGUGCUUUGCCCGCUGAGCUGGCCCGCGUCAUUGUCCUGGACACGGAUGUCACCUUCGCCUCUGACAUCUUGGAGCUCUGGGCACUCUUUGCUCACUUUUCUGACACGCAGGCGAUCGGUCUUGUGGAGAACCAGAGUGACUGGUACCUGGGCAACCUCUGGAAGAACCACAGGCCCUGGCCUGCCUUGGGCCGGGGAUUUAACACAGGUGUGAUCCUGCUGCGGCUGGACCGGCUCCGGCAGGCUGACUGGGAGCAGAUGUGGAAGCUGACGGCCAGGCGGGAGCUCCUUAGCCUGCCUGCCACCUCACUGGCUGACCAGGACAUCUUCAACGCUGUGAUCAAGGAGCACCCGGGGCUAGUGCAGCGUCUGCCUUGUGUCUGGAAUGUGCAGCUGUCAGAUCACACACUGGCCGAGCGCUGCUACUCUGAGGCAUCUGACCUCAAGGUGAUCCACUGGAACUCACCAAAGAAGCUUCGGGUGAAGAACAAGCACGUGGAAUUCUUCCGCAAUUUCUACCUGACCUUCCUGGAGUACGAUGGGAACCUGCUGCGGAGAGAGCUCUUUGUGUGCCCCAGCCAGCCCCCACCUGGUGCUGAGCAGUUGCAGCAGGCCCUGGCACAACUGGACGAGGAAGACCCCUGCUUUGAGUUCCGGCAGCAGCAGCUCACUGUGCACCGUGUGCACGUCACUUUCCUGCCCCAUGAACCGCCACCCCCCCGGCCUCACGAUGUCACCCUUGUGGCCCAGCUGUCCAUGGACCGGCUGCAGAUGUUGGAAGCCCUGUGCAGGCACUGGCCUGGCCCCAUGAGCCUGGCCUUGUACCUGACAGACGCAGAAGCUCAGCAGUUCCUGCAUUUCGUCGAGGCCUCACCAGUGCUUGCUGCCCGGCAGGACGUGGCCUACCAUGUGGUGUACCGUGAGGGGCCCCUAUACCCUGUCAACCAGCUUCGCAACGUGGCCUUGGCCCAGGCCCUCACGCCUUACGUCUUCCUCAGUGACAUUGACUUCCUGCCUGCCUAUUCUCUCUACGACUACCUCAGGGCCUCCAUUGAGCAGCUGGGGCUGGGCAGCCGGCGCAAGGCAGCACUGGUGGUGCCGGCAUUCGAGACCCUGCGCUACCGCUUCAGCUUCCCACAUUCCAAGGUGGAGCUGCUGGCCUUGCUAGAUGCGGGCACUCUCUACACCUUCAGGUACCACGAGUGGCCCCGGGGCCACGCACCCACAGACUAUGCCCGCUGGCGGGAGGCUCAGGCCCCGUACCGUGUGCAAUGGGCGGCCGACUAUGAACCCUACGUGGUGGUGCCACGAGACUGUCCCCGCUAUGAUCCUCGCUUUGUGGGCUUCGGCUGGAACAAAGUGGCCCACAUUGUGGAGCUGGAUGCCCAGGAAUAUGAGCUCCUGGUGCUGCCCGAGGCCUUCACCAUCCAUCUGCCCCACGCUCCAAGCCUGGACAUCUCCCGCUUCCGCUCCAGCCCCACCUACCGUGACUGCCUCCAGGCCCUCAAGGACGAAUUCCACCAGGACUUGUCCCGCCACCAUGGGGCUGCUGCCCUCAAAUACCUCCCGGCCCUGCAGCAGCCCCAGAGCCCUGCCCGAGGCUGAGGCUGGGCCGGCGCUGCCCCUCAUCUUAGCAUUGGGCAGACACCAGGGCAACCUGCCCUCCGCCAUCCCUGCUAUUUAAAUUAUUUAAGGUCUCUGGGAAGGGCUGGGGCAGAGCGUCUGUGGGGUGGGAUCUUCCCCUUGCUGCUAUUGUAUGGCUGGGGACUGGUCUCUCUCUGCCCCGCCAGUUUGGGGCUGGUUCCCCCAUCUUGAAUUGUUUAUCCCUUUUUCAUAAUUAAAGUUUUAAAACAUC
This is a messenger RNA of Gorilla gorilla gorilla (western lowland gorilla), 2689 nucleotides long. RefSeq names its product LARGE xylosyl- and glucuronyltransferase 2 (gene LARGE2). Gene Ontology annotation, cellular component: Golgi apparatus. Bases 220 to 2439 code for a protein of 739 amino acids. NCBI's taxonomy places the organism in Eukaryota, Metazoa, Chordata, Mammalia, Primates, Hominidae. Gene Ontology annotation, biological process: protein O-linked glycosylation via mannose. The transcript has 14 exons. The record is from RefSeq and is a predicted model, not a curated record. Gene Ontology annotation, molecular function: glucuronosyltransferase activity; xylosyltransferase activity.